AUGGCGACCCUCAGGGGUUUGCUUCCCCCAAGCUCUAUCCUUUGUGGCGUUUUCCAGGCGAGCGGUUACACUCUUUCCCAUUUUCAUGUUGAUCACUCUCGGCCUGUUCACUUUCUAACCUCAUUAUCGCGGUUAUUGUGCUCGAGACUGGAAAUGCGGUCUAUCAGCCGUGCGAUGGGACGCAUAUCCUUCCUCCGCUCCAAACCUGUCCGGCUCUCGCCAUCAUCCUUGACGGCUUCCAUUCCUCAUCCCGAACUUGUGGAUGAGGAAAUCGGCCCUGGUUACAAUCCCAAACACUAUUAUCCAGCGAAACCAGGGGAAAUUCUUGCCAAUCAUUAUCAAUUGUUGGUCAAGAUCGGAUGGGGAGCGGGCUCAACUGUAUGGCUCGCACAAGACGUGGCAAGGCAUGCAGUAUAUCGAUGGCGGACUAAGCGUUUUGUAGCUCUAAAGAUUAUAAAUAACAACGAUUCUAAAGGCUCCUACUAUGAGCGUGAUAUUGAAGACCACAUUAGGCGACAAACCCCCUCGCAUCGCGGUCGUCCAGUUGUCCGCAGUUAUCUUGACAGCUUUGAGGUGGCAGGCUCCAUAGGAAAGCAUCUAUGCUUGGCCUACGAGCCCGCACGGGAGCCCCUCUGGAUUUUCCAAAAGCGGUUUGCGAGCGAUAGGUUCCCACUGUCAAUGGCUAAAGGAUUUGCCAAUGAACAGGCAGCUCAGUCUAUGCAGUGCAAAACUGAUCCAAACACCGGCCGGGUUGUCUAUCGCUGUCACAAUGACUUCGGGCGCCUUGAUUCAAGUGGACUAGGCAAUAUGUAUCCCCAAAUAACCGAUUUUGGCGCGGCCACUCUACUUGCUAAUGACAGUCAUGAUGGCACUGUCCAAUUUGGUACCCGUCCCAUACAACCUGACUAUUAUCGUGCACCAGAAGUUGUUCUUGGCUGUGGUUGGAGCUUUAGUGCGGAUAUAUGGAAUUUGGGAGUUAUGGCAUGGAAUAUUAUUGAAGGUACAGAGUUAUUUAGUCAGGUGCAGGAUGCAGAAGGAAAAUAUGAUGCAAAUGCACAUCUCGCGGAGAUGAUAGCACUGCUUGGUGUACCACCCAAGAAGUUGCUUGUAAUGUCGGAUUCCAUGUCACAGAUUGAGUGGUCCCCAGCCAUUACAGACGAGAGGGGCGGGAUCUACAAGAAUAAUAGGGAUUAUUUUGGUGGACCAUUUUUUGAUGACCACGGUAAAUUCCUCUACGACGAUCUGAUACCGACUCGAAAACUUGAAGAUACAGUUCCAUCUUUAGAACCAAGGGACAAAGAAGCUUUUUUGUCUUUUAUCAAACAAAUGCUUGCAUGGCUACCUGAAGAGCGAAAGACAGCUCGGGAACUGAUGGAACAUCCGUUCCUCAGCCAUUGA
Histoplasma capsulatum G186AR is the source of this 1398-nucleotide messenger RNA. RefSeq names its product protein kinase. Bases 1 to 1398 code for a protein of 465 amino acids. Gene Ontology annotation, biological process: protein phosphorylation; regulation of mRNA processing; spliceosomal complex assembly. Gene Ontology annotation, molecular function: ATP binding; protein kinase activity. The record is from RefSeq and is a predicted model, not a curated record. The transcript has 6 exons. Lineage: Eukaryota; Fungi; Ascomycota; Eurotiomycetes; Onygenales; Ajellomycetaceae.